Molecule: messenger RNA, 1572 nt
Organism: Dissoconium aciculare CBS 342.82
Lineage: Eukaryota; Fungi; Ascomycota; Dothideomycetes; Mycosphaerellales; Dissoconiaceae
Product: FAD binding domain-containing protein
Exons: 2
Coding region: 1-1572 (523 amino acids)
Molecular function (GO): FAD binding; oxidoreductase activity
Source: RefSeq, a predicted model, not a curated record
AUGUUGUGCGUUCUCACCCUCCACCCAAUCCUCUCGCCAAGCUCUGAUGGGUGCUUAUCAAGACUAAAGUGGGGACCAGUGUCUGAUGCUGCAUCUAGGAAUCCUACUCCCGGCGAAAUUCUGAAUCCUUACUGGCAAAAUGAAACGUGCUCGCCGUUCACUGGCCCCCAGAUCCAAUGUACUCUUGGCAAUCGCGCCGUGUACUCCAUCAAUGUGACUGGGGUCAGCGACGUGCAGGCUGGUAUCGCCUUCGCCGCUAGACACAACGUUCGCUUAGUUGUUCGAAACACUGGCAUCGACUAUCUGGGCCAAUCGACAGGUCGUGGUGCCCUAUCCCUUUACAUGUACGGCUUGAAGUCAACCCAGCUCAUCAACAGCUACUGCAGCCCAUUCUACGAGGGUCCGGCCAUUCGACUUGGCGCAGGUGUCACUGCAGGAGAGGCUUACACAGCCCUACAGGACACAGGAUUCCGUGCCGUCAGUGCAGAAUGUGGACUCACAGGCAUGGUGGGUGGUUACGUCCAAGGUGGCGGCCAGUCGCAGUUAGUCACUGCAUAUGGGCUUGCGGCCGAUCAAGUCUUGGAGUGGGAAGUCGUCACCCCUCGCGGCGAGUAUCUGAUUGCAACUCCUCAUCAAAAUUCUGAUCUCUACUGGGCUUUAGCUGGAGGUGGUGGCGGCACUUACGGAAUCGUGCUUAGUGCGACAUUUCGAAUCUUUCCUGAAGGUCCCGUCGCUGGCGGCUCUUUAUUGGUACAGAGCGCAAACUCAAGGGCGUUAUUCGAGGCCGUCGCAAUCUUCUUCAGUCAAGCACCUUCUUAUGUGAACCAGUCGCUCGACAACAUACAACUAUUCGUCACGAAUGACACGUUGACCAUCCUGAAUUUUGUCAUGCCGAAUCAGACCGCGUCCUCCAUCGACAAACUUCUUCAACCAUUCUUGCCCGAGUUGAAACGGCUCGGGUUAGGCUACAAUCUUACCACCCAGGAUUAUCCGACUUAUCUGGACAGCUUCAUCGGCUCGUACGGUCCUUUGCCGUAUGGAAACCUAUGCCCGAGUUUUCCCAUCAUCGGCAGUCGCCUUAUCCCGCGGGAAAUUGUGCUCAAUCCACAGUCUAAUCAACAUCUCAUCGAUCUCUAUCAAAACAUCACCGAAAGUGGCGAGUGGUGGAUCGGUUGUUCAAUCCUCAAUGUCGACGAUUCGGCUGCGUCCGUACGGCCGCCACAUCCGCAUAAUUCGGUGCAUCCUGCAUGGCGUGAAGCCAUCGCCUACUGCAAUCCUCAGACGCACCAGCCGUAUGACUGGGAGGAUCCUACAGCGGUCGCAAAACUUCGACAAACCCUUGUCGAUGACAUCUUUCCCCGCUUGGAGGCGGCGACCCCUGGCGGUGCAGUAUUAAACGAGAUCGACCCGACGUACAAGGGAGACUGGAAGGAUUCCUUCUAUGGCGCCAAUUACGACAGGCUAUUGGCAAUCAAGCACAAGUAUGACCCUGGCAAAUUCCUAUAUGGAAAAUUCGCCGUGGGUUCGGACGAAUCCACCAUAGAUGGUGAAGGGAGACUCUGUCGAGUGUAG